GCAACCGCCAAUGGAGACGAUACAAGUGCACUUGGACUCUUCUUUCGGUGUCCGGGAAAGUAUGCUCACGAUGGCAGCGGAUACUCGUACUCAUGCACCGUGCAGCAAAAGUGUUUCAAGGAUGUCGUACCAACCGCGUCAGAGGCAAUCGGAAAUAUUCGAUUCGAUUCUAUCUUUUCUCUUGCGAGACUGAUUUCCAUUCAUGAGUAUGAAAAAAGUGAGCAAAACAAGAGAUUUCUGAUGUUAGAUAAUAAGCAUCCUUUCAUCACCGAAUGGGACGAAGUGGGGCUGAAGGAGCCCACAAAGUUGCUGAUCAUUCUUCCGGAUAGCUUCCGUGCCAUUCACAGCGUUUUCCGAGAACAACGCGAUGUGGAACGUCAGUUAUAUAGUCGCCUCAGCGACAUAAGCGGACUCCUAGAGAACUCGACAGCAAGGACUUGUCUGCUCAUUGGUCCUACAACGGACACGCCUUUUGCCAAAAAGGAUUGGUGCAGAUUAGCCUCAUCCUUGGGGACGGCAGCCCGCAUGGGAAUGAAGAUCAUCGCAGUCGCUCCGCCACGUGGAGACAAAGCGUAUGAACAAAACAGGAGCGAUCUCAAUGAUGCCAUCAACCUCGCAAAAUCAUCUGCGGUCUUGUCGAAGCAGUGUCUGUGCAGCCUCAUCCCCAGCAUUGAAUCUGCGAGCGAGCCCUCUCAUGGGCCAGGAGCACACCCAAGAAAUUCGUGUGCGGAACCUUAUUCAAAAGAUGUUCUUCGUGUAUACGUGAAGUCGGAGGUGGACAUGCCACCCAUCAGAGCGAUUGGAGAAUCACGCGUGCGCGAGUAUUUUAAGCAAAGAAAGGAAAAAAUGAAACUGGCACGACCUCCAAAGCGAUACCCAAAAUUUUCAUCAUUCAGGACAACCCAGCAGAUGUUUCCCACUCAGAUGCUACCGAAUGCGGUUCCAGUACUCCAGUAUCCAUGGAUGGCCGCUUCAUCAUCAUCGUACCGUGGCGGCAGGCCACCCAGUCGAGGACGCGGCGCACACCGAGGCGCACACCGAGGACACCCUCGCAACGGC
This is a messenger RNA of Ostertagia ostertagi, 1059 nucleotides long. NCBI's taxonomy places the organism in Eukaryota, Metazoa, Nematoda, Chromadorea, Rhabditida, Trichostrongylidae. The record is from the annotation of a GenBank genome assembly.